AUGAAAUCGACCCCCGUCAACCAAAAUACCCCCCAAAAGAAAAGGGUUGGUAUGCAACAUGUAUUCCGAUUCAUUAUGUCUUACAUUGUUUCUCUUCAUCUUCGACAGUUAUUAAAUGCCGACAAGAUUUGUUUUUUUUGGGGGGCGGUAAUUAUUUUUUAUCUAUCUAUCUAUCUAUCUAUCUAUCUAUCUAUCUAUCUAUCUCAUUUUAUUGCUGGUAAAAUUUCUAUCUAUCUAUCUAUCUAUCUAUCUAUCUAUCUAUCUAUCUAUCUAUCUAUCUAUCGCAUCGGAAGAGGACGCUGCCGGGCUUCGCUCCAUUGUCUACUUUUACAAAGAGCUACCCUUGCAGAUUUAGAGAUGCUUUACUUUCUAUCUGUCUCUCGGCCGCUGUCGACAGUAUCGUUUCUAUUCAAUACUUUUCCCGAAUCCAUUUCUUUUCCUUUCCCUUAUUUCGUGUAUAAUGCCUCGAGAUUUGCCCUGAAGAAGUCUCAGCCCGCUUAG
Acanthosepion pharaonis is the source of this 501-nucleotide messenger RNA. The record is from the annotation of a GenBank genome assembly. NCBI's taxonomy places the organism in Eukaryota, Metazoa, Mollusca, Cephalopoda, Sepiida, Sepiidae.